Messenger RNA from Brassica napus (rape), 596 nucleotides. RefSeq lists its product as uncharacterized. Gene Ontology annotation, cellular component: chloroplast. The record is from RefSeq and is a predicted model, not a curated record. Bases 8 to 472 code for a protein of 154 amino acids. NCBI's taxonomy places the organism in Eukaryota, Viridiplantae, Streptophyta, Magnoliopsida, Brassicales, Brassicaceae. The transcript has 2 exons.
UUUGGUAAUGCUUUUUCUACAUUUUGUAGCCAUCCAUUAUCAUCUUUCCGGACUCUCUGCACUCAGCUCAGGGAGAGAGAUGGCGAGUUCUAUUUCUUCAGUCUCUCAAGCGCCAUGUUUCAUCGCUAACAAUGGUAGUCAGAAAUCAUACACAUGGCUUCAUCAAUCAUCGCUGAGCUCGAACGGUAUCAUACUUUCUUCAAAGCAUCAUCAUCCUCCUCGUCCACUAUCUUCUUCCCCGGUUUCCGUCGUAGAAACUGAUGAAGACAAAGACGGCCUGAAUUUCAGUGGUUGCAGCGGCGACGGGCGGAUUCAAGGAGGCAUUGCUACUGUCCCUGGCUUCGGUUGGUGGCCCAUUAAGGCUUACCGGCCUUGUCCGGGGUUUGUGGAAGCCGGAGGUAGAUACCGCCGCAUAGGGCAGAGCAUGGACGAGGUUGCCUUUGGUCGUGGUGACUCGGAAUCCACCACUUGAUUUGUACUUAAGGUAGUUUUAUACAAUAAAGAUAUGUAAUAUUCCUAAAAUAUAAUCAUAAAGAUAAAGACUGGCCAGUAACCAAACCAAUCUCUUACGUCAAUAAGAUUAUUGCAUUUGAACA